Molecule: messenger RNA, 840 nt
Organism: Acanthosepion pharaonis
Lineage: Eukaryota; Metazoa; Mollusca; Cephalopoda; Sepiida; Sepiidae
Source: the annotation of a GenBank genome assembly
AUGUCUUUCACCUUCUUCUCUCUCUUUCUCUCUCUCUCUCUCUCUACCUACAUAUCUCAAUUUGUCCGUAUCUAUCAGCGUCCAUCUGUUAAAGGAUUUCUUUCUUUGGCAAUCUACUCGAGCCUACAUGCUUGUUGUCUCACCACUCAUUCUAUCUUUGAAGCUGGGCUUAUUUAUCUCUUUGCCUAUUCCCUUCAUUUUAUUUCACAUAGAAGCAUCCGGAGAAUCUAUUUUAGUGUAUUCAUAUCUAUCUAUCUAUCUAUCUAUCUAUCUAUCUAUCUAUCUAUCUAUCUAUCUAUCUAUCUAUCACAGUCUGUUCAUAUAUAUAUAUAUAUCUUUCUCAGUCUGUUCAUAUCUAUCUAUCUAUCUAUCUAUCUAACGCAGGCUCUAAUCUAUCUAUCUAUCUAUCUAUCUAUCUAUCUAUCUCGGUCCGUUUAUAUCUAUCUCUUUCUUUCUCAGGUUGUCUAUCUUAGUUUGUUCAUAUCUAUCUAUCUAUCUAUCUCACUAAGCUCUAUCUAUCUAUCUAUCUAUCUAUCUAUCUAUCUAUCUAUCUAUCUAUCUAUCACAGUCUGUUCAUAUAUAUAUAUAUAUCUUUCUCAGUCUGUUCAUAUCUAUCUAUCUAUCUAUCUAUCUAUCUAUCUAUCGCAGGCUCUAAUCUAUCUAUCUAUCUAUCUAUCUAUCUAUCUAUCUAUCUAUCUAUCUAUCUAUCUCGGUCCGUUUAUAUCUAUCUCUUUCUUUCUCAGGUUGUCUAUCUUAGUUUGUUCAUAUCUAUCUAUCUAUCUAUCUACCUAUCUAUCUAUCUAUCUAUCUAUCUAUCUAUCUAUCUAUCUAUCAAGCUAG